Messenger RNA from Drosophila busckii, 885 nucleotides. RefSeq names its product integumentary mucin C.1. Bases 73 to 885 code for a protein of 270 amino acids. The record is from RefSeq and is a predicted model, not a curated record. Lineage: Eukaryota; Metazoa; Arthropoda; Insecta; Diptera; Drosophilidae. Gene Ontology annotation, molecular function: chitin binding. The transcript is spliced from 4 exons.
UGAUAUCAAAUUGCCCAAUACACCCAAAAAUUUAAUACGCAACUACCAUUCAGAAUUAAAAGAACAUUCAACAUGUCUACAAGUGUCUUAUGGAUUGCGCUGGCAACGAGUUUUCUUAGCACUGUGCUCUGUGCGGGAGAUCAAUGUGGAGAUUGUGCCCCUACUGGUAACAGAUACGCCUGUGUAGACGAAUUUUCCUAUGGAUUUUGUUUCAAUAUGGGCUUUGUUCAUUUAUAUACCAUCACUUCAUGUCCUGAUGAUUUUUACUGCACUGUUGAUGGUACUUACUGCUCGCCCAUUCAAAGCUCUACGCCUUCGUGUGUGCUUACUUCGUCAACGCAAUCUACGGAUACCACAGAAACCUCUACACAACAGUUUACAGACUCCACUGAUACUUCAAUGCCAACUUCCACUGAAUCCUCCACAAUUCAAUCUACAGACUCCACUGAUACUUCAAUGCCAACUUCCACUGAAUCCUCCACAAUUCAAUCUACAGACUCCACUGAUACUUCACUGCCAACUUCCACUGAAUCCUCCACAAUUCAAUCUACAGACUCCACUGAUACUUCAAUGCCAACUUCCACUGAAUCCUCCACCAUGCAAUCAACAGACUCCACUGAAACUUCAACACCAUCCACAGUUUGGACGGAUUUAAGCACACCAGAUUCAACAGCCUGGACAGAGACAACUCCUACUACAGAGUUGCCUCAAAUAGAUCCAAACCUAUUUUGUGAGGGUAAGAAUAAAGGAUAUUACUGUGUAGAGCUAACAUGUAAUAGAUAUGUAUAUUGUUACACUUUAUCUAAAGAGUAUUACGGUUGGCUUUAUUAUUGUGACACUAACGCAUAUUACAGUUUUGAACAAAAUCGCUGCGUGAAUAAAUAA